CAUUCACAUAAAACGCUGCGCGGCCGGCGGAAUCCCCGGCUUUCUGGGGCAGCGAGUGGCGGGGCCUGGUGCUGAGAUCGCGGGGCGUGAAGAGCGUCGCGCGGCCCCCCGCGCCGGGCACCGUUUGCAAGGCCAUAGCCCUGCGGGGUGGCCGCCGGUCCUCGGCCGCCCGCACGCCGGCCUUGGGCAGCUGUGGGGCGCGCAGCGCCGGGCCGCUGGGUGGCAGCGGCAUGAAGGUCACGUCGCUCGACGGGCGCCAGCUGCGCAAGAUGCUCCGCAAGGAGGCAGAGGCGCGCUGCGUGGUGCUCGACUGCCGGCCCUACCUGGCCUUCGCCGCGUCCAGCGUGCGCGGCUCGCUCAACGUCAACCUCAACUCGGUGGUGCUGCGGCGGGCCCGGGGCGGCGCGGUGUCUGCGCGCUACGUGCUGCCCGACGAGGCGGCGCGCGCCCGGCUGCUGCAGGAGGGCGGCGGCGGCGUGGCGGCGGUAGUCGUGCUGGACCAGGGCAGCCGCCACUGGCAGAAGCUGAGGGAGGAGAGCGCCGCGCGCGUCGUGCUCACCUCGCUGCUGGCCUGCCUGCCCGCCGGCCCGCGGGUCUACUUCCUUAAAGGGGGAUAUGAGACUUUCUACUCACAAUAUCCUGAUUGCUGUGUGGAUGUGAAGCCCAUUUCCCAAGAGAAGAUGGAAAGUGAGAGAGGCCUCCUCAGCCAGUGUGGAAAGCCCGUUCUUAGUGUCACCUACAGACCAGCCUAUGACCAGGGUGGCCCCGUUGAAAUCCUUCCCUUCCUCUACCUUGGAAGUGCCUACCAUGCAUCCAAGUGCGAGUUCCUCGCCAACCUGCACAUCACAGCCCUGCUGAAUGUUUCCCGCCGGGCCUCCGAGGCCUGCACCACCCACCUACACUACAAAUGGAUCCCUGUGGAGGACAGCCACACCGCUGACAUUAGCUCCCACUUUCAAGAAGCAAUAGAGUUUAUCGACUGUGUCAAGGAAGAAGGAGGCAAGGUCCUCGUCCACUGUGAGGCUGGGGUCUCCCGGUCACCCACCAUCUGCAUGGCGUACCUCAUGAAGACCAAGCAGUUCCGCCUGAAGGAGGCCUUCGACUACGUCAGGCAGAGGAGGAGCGUGGUCUCUCCCAACUUUGGCUUCAUGGGACAGCUUCUUCAGUAUGAAUCUGAGAUCUUGCCUUCCACACCCACCCCCCAGCCUCCGUCCCGCCAAGGGGAGGCAGCCAGCUCCUCCUUUAUAGACCACUUACAGACACUGAGCCCUGAUAUGCAGGGUGCCUACUGCACAUUUCCUACCUCAGCGCUGGCACCAGUGCCCACCCACUCCACAGUCGCAGAGCUCCACAGGAGCCCUGUGGCCACAGCCACGUCCUGCUGAGACUGGGAUCAGCUCCCAGGGAAUCUCCAAGAGCAACUGUGAUUUUUGUUUUUUUUUUUUAACUCGAGGACAUUUCAAACCCGUGCAAUACUGAAGACCUCUCUCUGUCCCGCUGCCCCAGUGAGAUGGUGGUGGUCACCAGGCUUGCAGGCGCACUUCAGACUGACCCCGAGGACAGCUUCUCGGACCGUAGGAAGGCCAAGCCAUGACUCCGGCACAGCCCGUGCUGGUUACUGUACUUCCAGAACCCUGCCCACUCAGGACCUCCCCAUCCUUGCACCUCAAGAAGCUCGCCUUUUCAUUUCAAGCAUAAGGCAAUAAAUACCCGCAGCAGAGUGGGAGUGAGAUGCCACUGGACCAGGGGAGAAGGCAGAGACAAGCCAGUUCAUUUAGAAGGAAGCACAAUUUUCACUCUGUUUUUUGAACUUUGGCAAAUUUUGUCUGUCUCUGUCACUUCAAGGAAUAAGCUGGUCACCACCCAGUCAGAAAAGUUACCCCUGCUAGAUCCGUCAAGGCAGAAGAACCUGACAAUCUGAACCCAGAAGUGUUUUUGAGAUUCUGUCUUGGGUCCCAUGAGAGCUACUGGCUGAAGGAGGAGAUGCUGAGCCAUCCGGUUUUCUUUGUCACCAAGGGUUCCUCCAUGACCUUGGACUCCAGCAGGAUUCUUAUGCGUACUUGAACCUGUCCCAUUGUAUCUCUCUUUCAAACAACUCUGGUAUCAUUCAAAGAGUUUUGGGACCCUAGACCAAAAGUCACUCCUUUGAGGAAGUGACAGGAAGUACCCCAGAAAAGGGGUGUGCACUGUGUUCUGGGUCAGUGGUAGUGACAGUCCUUACUUAGCUUAGCGUCCUUCUGUGUGUCGAUGUGUUGUCCAUUGUGACACUUGUUCCCCUCCCUGCCCCUGGGGGGGUUGUCUUCAAACUACUGAUUCUGGGAUUUGCAUCUUUUACAAUGUGGUACUACUUAUGUUCUUUGAUAGGUUAUUUCUCCAGGGGAAAGGCAAUAAGUCCCCCAAACCCCAUGUGAAUGUGAAGAAAAGCAGUAUGUUGCCUGUUGUUGUUUUUUUACAUAGUGCAAAA
This is a messenger RNA of Onychomys torridus (southern grasshopper mouse), 2464 nucleotides long. RefSeq names its product dual specificity phosphatase 5 (gene Dusp5). The record is from RefSeq and is a predicted model, not a curated record. Gene Ontology annotation, molecular function: protein tyrosine/threonine phosphatase activity; MAP kinase tyrosine/serine/threonine phosphatase activity. The transcript has 4 exons. Gene Ontology annotation, biological process: endoderm formation; protein dephosphorylation; negative regulation of MAPK cascade. Gene Ontology annotation, cellular component: cytoplasm; nucleus. Bases 231 to 1385 code for a protein of 384 amino acids. NCBI's taxonomy places the organism in Eukaryota, Metazoa, Chordata, Mammalia, Rodentia, Cricetidae.